CUCUCAGGCCAAAAUGAGUGACUUCUCAAACAGCACUUACGCCAGCAAUGACAGCCACAGCCCUUACCGCUGCCAGUUUGACGAGGAUUUUAAGUACAUCCUGCUGCCGGUGAGCUAUGGGCUGGUGUUUGUGGUGGGCCUGAUCCUGAAUGUCGUGACUCUCUACGUCAUCAUGGUCCGCACACGGAGCUGGAAGUCCAGCACCAUCUACAUGUUCAACCUGACGGUGUGCGACACGCUCUACAUCCUGACGCUGCCCUUCCUCGUCUACUACUACGCCGACGAGAACGACUGGCCCUUUGGCGAGUUUCUGUGCAAGCUGAUCCGCUUCCUCUUCUACACCAACCUCUACGGCAGCAUCCUCUUCCUCUGCUGCAUCAGCCUGCACCGUUUCCUAGGCAUCUGCUACCCGGUGCACUCGCUGCGCUGGAUGAGUGCCCGGCGCGCGCGGCUAGUGUCUGCGGGUGUGUGGUUGGUCGUGGUGGUCUUUCAGGCGCCUGUGCUCUACUUCUCGCGCACGCGCGACGCCGGGUCGGAGCGCACCUGCUACGACACCACCAGCGAGGAUCUCUUCGACGACUUCAUGGUGUACAGCACGGCCGUGUCGGUGCUGCUGUUCGCGCUGCCCUUCAUGGUGCUGAUGGUGUGCUACGGGCUCAUGGUGCGGAAGCUUCUGGAACCAGCCCGGAUAGGGGCCGGUCCAGGCUCUGAGCGCUACAAGCAGAAGUCGGUGAAGAUGAUCAUCAUUGUGCUGGCGGUCUUCAUGCUCUGCUUCCUGCCCUUCCACCUCACACGCAGCCUCUACUACAGCUUCCGCUACCUGGAUGACAAGAUCAGCUGUAGCCAGCUAGAGGCCUCCAGUAUUGCCUAUAAGGUGACCCGGCCGCUGGCCAGCGCCAACAGCUGUCUGGACCCUGUCCUGUACUUUAUGGCCGGACAAGGCUUCCGUAGAAACCUCACCAAAAGGACCAAAUCCAGACAGCCGGAGAAAGUCAAAACACUAUCCACUCCGCUUUGAUGCUCGCCAAAGGCCUGCUGGGAAGGCCUCAGUAGAUGAGAUAUAAGGACUGGGCUGUGGAUGCAUCAGACUAGGAAGACAUGCACAGCGAGCUGAAGCACUUACACUUGCAGAUGCAAAACAUGAAGCAAUUUAGAGGCCAUCUUGUUAGAUAUUUGUAGAAUCGUUACAAUGUAUCAGUUGUUGGCAUUUUGUUUGUACAAUGACUAAUGCUAGAUUUAUAGUCGUCCGUUUGGAUGGAGACGGACACAUAGCCACGCCUUGGCAACACCCUUCCCCGUGGUGGAACGCCCAU
Molecule: messenger RNA, 1313 nt
Organism: Clupea harengus (Atlantic herring)
Lineage: Eukaryota; Metazoa; Chordata; Actinopteri; Clupeiformes; Clupeidae
Product: P2Y purinoceptor 2
Biological process (GO): G protein-coupled receptor signaling pathway
Cellular component (GO): plasma membrane
Molecular function (GO): A1 adenosine receptor binding; G protein-coupled UTP receptor activity
Source: RefSeq, a predicted model, not a curated record